This is a messenger RNA of Linum trigynum, 1579 nucleotides long. Lineage: Eukaryota; Viridiplantae; Streptophyta; Magnoliopsida; Malpighiales; Linaceae. The record is from the annotation of a GenBank genome assembly.
UUGAUCAAGAAUAAUCCUUUGUUGAGAUAUUAAUCUGGGUUGUUGAGAUAUGAAUUUGGGUUGUUUCAGAUCUUCUUUCCAAUGUAUCGAGAUGAUCACUACCGAGUGUAUGUCGCUGACAUGAAGAAUAGGAAGACUUUCCUACUGGACAGCCAAAAGCCCAAUGCCCGAGUGGCUAAGGAGGAUCAUGGACCAGUGGGGAAAGUGAUAUUUGAGUAUGUGUCAGAGUUCUUGAAAGAGCAAGGGGUCGAUUGUCAAUUGGAUGAGUGGGAAUUCAGCAUUGCUGACGUUCCUCAGCAAUUUGGCAACCAUGAUUGCGGUGUAUUCGCUUGCCUUUACAUGGAGCUAUGGGCGGGUCACCUUCCGGUGGAAUGUAAAAAGAGUUGGCAGAAGCCGGAACAUGUGGAGGAACAGAGAACACGGAUUGCAGCUAACCUCCUGCUAUGGAACUAUAACGGCCACAAGGAGGCAAUAAUUCAAGAAGCGAAAGAUUGGAGUAUGCAGAAAGAGAAAAGGAAAGGGAAAAAGAAGAGAAAUUGACAUGUGAUUCCUGGAUAGUUUAUACUGUUUAACUUAGGAGGUUCAUAUUUAGGAAUGGAUGAUGGUUCAUAUUUAGGAUGGAGGAUAUUUUGGUAGAUAUUGACAUGUGAUUCCAGGAUACGUUUUUGUGUUGCAGUGGAUAUUUAACCACUUGUUAUGGAUACCUGUCUAGGCAAACUUGAUAUGUACUGGAACAUGUACAGAUAUUAGUUUAGGCUCCCUAGAUAUUAGUAUUAGCAGCAGCAAGUACAAUAGUAUCAAUGAUUACUUCUUUCACUAUUCACAUGUGACCUCUUUUCUUACUGUACUCAUGUGAUCUUUUUUGCUACUACUGUACUCAUGUUACCCUUUUUGCAUUUGUCUAUUUAAGACAAAUCAUACACAACCAAAUUUCUUCACUAUCCUCCACUCUCAAUUUCUUCACUUCUCUUCCAAAGAAAAAUCCAUGUCCGGAGAAACUCCUAAACCUGAGCGCCGGUUUUUGGUGGAUGAGUUCGAAUAUGAUGGUGUAUACUAUGUUACCAUGGUUGGAGAGCUGCUAAGAGACUAGUUGUUGAUGGAGUCAACCCACCAAAGAGGUAUUUCCGAUGUCGGAUGUACGAGUACGACAAUGAUAACGGGUGUGGGUUUCACAUGGAUUGGGACGAGGCAAUGUUCCCCGGUUUUUCAGAGUCAGAUGAAGAAGACAACACCGAGGAGACCGUGAAGAAAUGAAGGGUAUCGUUCUGGGCAGUAUUGAUAUUAGUCUGUGUGUUUGGGAUAUCUGUUUAGUUUCAUCGGAUAUCUGUUUGUGAACUUCUGAUAUUUGUUUAAAUAAAGAAGGUAUUUGUCUGUGCAGUAUGGAUAUUUUUCUGUUCUUCGAGGAAAUUAGUAUACAACCCUAAAUAGCAUCCAUCCCUAAAUAUUAUUGGUGCUAUUCCCUUCUAAUAAAUAUCUACGAAGCAUGGACUAAUAUCUACCUACACUUCUAAUAAAUACUGAUAUCCACGAAGCAUGGACUAAUAUCUACCUACACUUCUAAUAAAUAUCCAUAUUGCCC